AUGACGGUGAACACCUAUACCGCCAUUAAACAUAACUGGGUAUGCCCUACCUGUACUAUGGGAGUAAGAUGUGUCAAAGGCGACGAAACACCAACCCGUAGGCAAUUCGAGCAGCGCCCGGCCAAGACCGAUGACAAUCUGACUUCCAACAGUGCCUCUAAUAGCGCUGUAGAUGGAGUAACGGGUUCAUUGAAUAUUACAGAUGCAAAUAUUUCUGACGUCUUACAAGAACUACGAGCAUUUAGAAGCGAUUUUGUCGGCAUGAGGUGUGAUAUCCAAAAGGUAACUAACAGUAUACAAGAAUUAAACAAAAAAUUUGCCGAAAUGGAAUCGCGCUUUAGUAACAUUGAAGACAGAUUAACAGCCACCGAAAACAAGACUGCUCUGAUUCCUAGGCUAAAACAAGACUUAGAUUCUGCUAAAAGUUCAAUAUCGGUUCUGGAAAACGAGUUACAGCAGCGGGAUCAAUUAGGUAGGAUGAACAAUAUCGAAAUAUCCGGGAUACCUACUACUGCUGGUGAAAACCUCAUGGGUAUAUUACGGGCCAUUUCAAUUAAGAUUGGGCACUCACUGGACGACCGUGACAUCGAUGGUGUCACGCGUGUGCGAAGGUUCGAGGCGGGUGUGUCUGGGGAAACAAGCAAUCCGCGUCCGCCGGCCAUUAUUGUAAAAUUUACUCGACGGCUGUGUAAGGAUGCAUUUCUCGCAGCGGUGCGCUCGCGACGUGGCCUAACUACUGCUGAUGUUGGUCUCUCGGGUCCCUCGCUAAAUCUGUAUGUAUCUGAUCAUCUCACCCCUCAAAAUAAACAAUUAUUAAAACGUGCCAGACAGAUCAAAACUGAUUUAGGCUAUUCUUAUUUAUGGGUUAGAGAUUGUAAAAUAUUGAUACGUAAAAACGAAAGAUCAAAGGUCAUUGUUAUUAAGAACGAUGUCGACAUAUCAAAGUUAAAGUGA
Hyposmocoma kahamanoa is the source of this 954-nucleotide messenger RNA. RefSeq lists its product as uncharacterized. NCBI's taxonomy places the organism in Eukaryota, Metazoa, Arthropoda, Insecta, Lepidoptera, Cosmopterigidae. The transcript has a single exon. The record is from RefSeq and is a predicted model, not a curated record. The coding region runs from base 1 to 954 and encodes 317 amino acids.